GCGAGUGCAUGGUCCCACCCAAACGUUGAAGCUUCUUCGAUAUUUAUUCACAGCCCGAUCUUACACUCCUUCCUCUUCAUUCUGCCAAGCCGGUGAUCGACGGCUGCUUAUUUAUAGUCCCGUGAGUCCGGGCCUCUCUCGCCGUCUCCCAUCGUUGUCUUCUCUCUCCUGCUUCUCUCUACAAGCCAUGGAUCGGAAGCAGUUCUUAGCCUUCGCAUUGCUGUGCGUCAUUGUGGCCAGCGUCGGGGCUCAGUCUCCGGCGGCUGCCCCAACCAAAUCUCCGCCUGCAGCCGCGGCGACGACUCCCGCUUCUUCACCUGCCACCGCCACGGCGCCUUCGUCAAAGCCUAAAUCUCAAGCGCCUGUGUCUGCUCCCUCCUCUGCACCGCCGACGGCUGCUUCACUUCCUCCAGCUUCGGCUCCAACGGUAGCUCCAGCAACACCCGCCGCUCCAGUGUCAGCGCCGCCAGCGAAGACGCCGGCUAGCUCACCGCCAGUUCCGGUGCCGGCUAGCUCCCCGCCUUCGCCGCCGCUUGCUCAGUCUCCGGCUCCGGCGCCAGAAACUAAGCCAGCUGUUCCCCCUCCGGCUCCGGCUUCUGCUCCUCCGGCAUCUGUUCCGGCUCCCGCUCCGAGCAAGAAGAAGACUAAGAAGCACAAAGCCGCUUCGCCUGCUCCGGCUCCGACUCCCGACUUGCUCGGCCCUCCCGCUCCGCCGACCGAAGCUCCUGGACCAAGUAGCGAUUCGACGGUCUCGCCUAGUCCAGCCCUUGCCGAUGAGAAUGGAGCAGAGAGGUUGAAGUUGAUCGGAAGCUUGGUGCUGGGAUCGGCAAUCUUCUGUUGGCUCUUCUAGACUCUUCCGAUCUCUCUUCCUUUGCCUAUCUCGGUUUUCUUUUUUGUUUUUUGAAUAAUGUCGCGCUUAUUUGUAUCUUUGUAUAAUUGUUAAUUCAUUUGUUGGAUUGGGCUGGGAUUUACCACACUGGCUUUGUAAUAUACUGAGGCUGAGGGGAAACUUGAUUCUUAUUCUUAUUAUUAUUAUUAGUCCAAUCCUUUGCUUUCUUCCC
Diospyros lotus (date-plum) is the source of this 1061-nucleotide messenger RNA. RefSeq names its product lysine-rich arabinogalactan protein 18-like. The coding region runs from base 188 to 850 and encodes 220 amino acids. Lineage: Eukaryota; Viridiplantae; Streptophyta; Magnoliopsida; Ericales; Ebenaceae. The transcript is spliced from 2 exons. The record is from RefSeq and is a predicted model, not a curated record. Gene Ontology annotation, cellular component: plasma membrane.